CCUCCCCCUGCGCUGAGCACGGGCCCGUCUCUUCCUCUUCGGGUUGAUUUUGAAGGAAGAGGAAAGCUACUCUAAGGAGGCUUAAUCGCACCAGCCAUGCCCAGCCCCAACUGAACGGUGGCCCUUGGGGCAGAGAAAGGAUAGUUGAUGGGGUUAGACAGCUAUUGGAGUAUGUAGGUCUCUUUCCCAGCUAGGGGAGUGCUAGAUAGGCUGGAGAUCUUUAGGCCAGCUACUACCUUUUUUUUUUACCUUCCCUUUUAAGCUCUGAUUAAUGGCCAUCAUGAUCCCUCUUUUCUCCAACAGGCACAGCCUCGGGGUGACCGUGUGCCUGAUUAUGAGCCUGGUGAAGUUAGAAAUGACUCUGCUGUUUUCCAAACUUCUGGCUCUUCUGCAAACCAGCACUGUGUUGUCUGUGGUUGAUGAUUUUGUUAGUAGGGAAAUGUCUUGCCUCCCAGGACAUCCACUCCUCUUCUGCGGCCCUUCCUUUGCUUUCUCCCAAGUCUAAUCAUCAUUGAAAAUUAAGCAGACAGUUUAGCAAUAGCAGAAAUCUUUGGUAAUAAUCAGCAGAGUCAUGAACCUGGGUAUGAUAAAAUACUGUCUUUAAUUGCAGUUUUUUUGUUUGGUUUUUUUUGGGGGGAGGGGUUGGGGCAAAGAAACAACACCCAAAUGGAUUGGGUCCAUCUCCUUUAUUCCUUUUUUUUAUGCAUAUAAAUUGUGAUAAGGUUUUUCUCCUAUUCUUGCCCCUUUAUUCCUGUGGUUUAAACUGUGUAUAUCAGUGUAUUUUCUUCAAAAAAAAAAAUCUUUUUGGCUUUUGGUAAUACGUGCAGACCCUUUGUCCAGUAAUGGUUGGACAACUACUUACUUUGUUUUAUGACCCUUCUAGUAAGACAGUCUUGUAAAACAAUUGUCUGAGGUGCACUUUUGGGGUUUGCCUCUGUUUUAUUGAUUCAGUGGUAUAAGCAGGAAUAAAAUGACUUGUUUCUGUUGCACUUGAGUCUCAUGAAAAAAGGGCCCACAGUUUAGUGACAGUUUCAAAAGGCUUUUGUACCAUCUGUAUUAUAAAAUGGGGGACCCAAACUCCCGGAAGAAACAAGCUCUGAACAGACUUCGUGCUCAGCUUAAAAAGAAAAAAGAAUCUCUAGCUGACCAGUUUGAUUUCAAGAUGUAUAUUGCCUUUGUAUUCAAAGACAAGAGAAAAAAGUCAGCACUCUUUGAAGUGUCUGAAGUGAUACCAGUUAUGACCAAUAAUUAUGAAGAAAAUAUUCUGAAAGGUGUGCGAGAUUCCAGCUAUUCCUUGGAAAGUUCCAUUGAGCUUCUUCAGAAGGAUAUUGUACAGUUACAUGCACCCCGCUAUCAGUCUAUGCGCAGGGAUGUGAUUGGCUGUACACAGGAGAUGGACUUCAUACUUUGGCCUCGGAAUGAUAUUGAGAAGAUAGUCUGUCUUCUGUUUUCUAGAUGGAAGGGAUCAGAUGAUGAGCCCUUUAGGCCUAUUCAGGCCAGGUUUGAAUUUCAUCACGGUGACUAUGAAAAACAGUUUCUGCAUGUACUGAGCCGAAAGGACAAGACUGGAAUUGUUAUCAACAACCCUAACCAGUCAGUGUUUCUUUUCAUUGACAGACAGCACUUGCAGACUCCAAAAAACAAAGCUACAAUCUUCAAGUUAUGCAGCAUCUGCCUGUAUCUGCCACAGGAGCAACUCACCCACUGGGCGGUUGGUACUGUAGAGGAUCACCUCCGCCCAUACAUGCCAGAAUAGGGUUCUGGCCAGCAAAAUGGGGGAAAAAUCACAGAUUGCAGGAGUGUAGUUCCCACUUUUCUCGCCAUUUAUUCUUUUCGGAAUAGAAGAAAAUGGACACAUGCUCAGAACACUUAUCCAUCGUGAAACUCGAUCAUCCUGGAUUAUUUUCUGUUCUCAUUUGUCUCUCAGAACUUUUUUUUAAAGAUGUUUUCCGCAUGGACUUUAUGAAAGAGAAUGCUCUGCAUAUUUCUGCAUUGUACGAGCAUCUUACCAAAAUGUGAAAUGAAGGGACUGUUACACACUGAAAGAAAUGUUAUCUGAGAGCACAAAGCGAUCAUUUAUGGUGGUGUGUCCAUUUGUGCUGGUCAUGUCCCCUGUUUCAGUAUUCAUAGGGUGAAAAGUGAAUGUAAGGGUGUAAAAGCCUUCUAAGCGUUGCUUUUAACAUGAUUGUAUCAGAGCAGUGUCAGAUUCAUUCUGAUGACUAGUUCUCUGGCUUGCUACAGUAGAUGGCUUACUAUGGGAAAGAAAUCUUUUAAGGAAGAAAAGCAUCUCAUUCAUUGUAGGCAUGAAUUGCCUCUUAUUUUGCUUGGCCAUGUUUGAGUUUACUAGCAUUCUCAUUUUUGGAUCUCUUUCCCCAGUUUGCUGUAUAACUAAAUGUAGAGUGUUCUGUUAAGUUGAAUACAUUUUACAGACCUGGGGUCUGAAGUAGCUUAAAGCAGCUAAAUUAAAAAUAGCAGCUGCAGAAACCUUGUUGGCAGAGGAUUGCUUUUUUUCCUGAGAGUUGACUUGUAAAAUGGCUGGUGAACUGAGUAGGAAAUACUGGUUUCCAAAACAUUUCUGACAUGGAAAACCCUCUGAAGUUCUUUGGGGUGGGGGCGGGGGGAGGAAUAAGAUCUAAAGCAUUUGUGGAUUUAAUUGUAAAAUAUUGUUUGGAGUGUCAAAGUUGGUUUUGACAGAACAUAUUUUGUUUAAGAUUGUGCAAUGAACAUAAGAAAGACUACUGUAUAGUUUUGGCAAAGAACACUUUGCUUAUGGGUUGAGUAAUUUUACUGAAGUAAAUCUGUAUAAGCCAACUCCCUUUGGGUAAAUCUAGU
Protobothrops mucrosquamatus (brown spotted pit viper) is the source of this 2832-nucleotide messenger RNA. RefSeq names its product chromosome unknown C6orf62 homolog (gene CUNH6orf62). NCBI's taxonomy places the organism in Eukaryota, Metazoa, Chordata, Lepidosauria, Squamata, Viperidae. The coding region runs from base 1064 to 1756 and encodes 230 amino acids. The transcript is spliced from 5 exons. The record is from RefSeq and is a predicted model, not a curated record.